UUCGUUUCAUCAGAAAAACCAGAAGAAAGAAAGAAGAGGAAGAAGAGGAAGAAGAACGUAGCUUUCUCUCUCUAACUUUCUCUCUCUCUCUCUCUCUCUCUCUCUAGAGUUUUGGCCUUCGAUUUUCAUCUGCCUUUUGAAUUGGGUAUUUGGAUUCGAAUUCGUAGACCUGGACUGUGUGAAUGUUGAGGAUCUAAUCGAAGCUUUUUCCUCUGAGUUUGUGGAGCUUGGAGAGUGGUGCAGAUACAUCCAAAGAGUUUCCGAAGUGGAAAUCGAUUGCGAUUUCGUUCGGCGCAUUUCGGAGAGAUUUGACCCGUUUUCUCAAGAAAUCUCAACUCGUUGAUUCAUGAGUGUCAGGGAGACAAGUUCUGAGCUCCGAUCAUUUCGUCGACUUUUGGCUCUAGAUUUGCGAUUUGCGUAGUCUCAAGGGCCGAGCAGAACAAGAUUUUCUCAGAAGAAGCAAACUUUCUUCUGCAAAUUCAGGAUUGUAGGUGGUCGCGGAAUCUGAGCAUUACAGAUGGAAAGGGACUGUACCAGCGGUAGAGAUAGAACCGGUGGGGACGCAUCCGCCUCCGUCUCCGCCUCGGUUGAAAUCCGACACCAAACGACGUCGGAUUUCGUCUUGCAGUGGGGGAACCGCAAGCGCCUCCGGUGUAUGAAGAUCCAGGUGAAGGAGAAGGACGACUCCAGCGGCCCUCCGGUUACUCGAACCACGGUCCGCAUCAGUCGCCGGGUUGUUCGACCCGAUAAGGACCCGGCGAAUCACCUUUCCACCACCGUUAAUCAGACGAGUAACGGCUAUUUGAAUAUCCGUCAACGGCCGUUAUCUCCCCAGCAACCGCUACCUCAGCGUAUUCUCAGAAACUCAGAGACUACGAGCGCGGCUGCCAUGAGAGGCCAGAGCAACGGCGGAGUAGGAGGGCUGAGGGGAAUUGCCUCGCCCGACAGGGGUGCGCACGAUAAGAAAAACCACCACCACCACCAUAAUGAUGAGACUAAUCAUCACAAUAACAAGUCCGCGGCGUCUUCGGACACAGCGCACGAUAGCAAGAAGGGCGGGUCUUCAUCGGGGAGCGGAGAGGCGGCGGCGGGGCCACAGAUGGUGUGGCCGCCGAAGUUCGUGAUUGCUUUGACCAAUAAGGAGAAAGAAGAGGACUUUAUGGCAAUCAAAGGGUCGAAAUUGCCUCAGAGACCAAAGAAGCGAGCCAAGUUCGUUCAACGCACCCUCAAUCUUGUAAGCCCGGGAGCUUGGCUAUGUGAUUUGACGCUGGAACGGUAUGAGGUCCGUGAGAAGAAGAUUUCGAAAAAGAGACCAAGAGGGUUAAAGGCAAUGGGCAAUGUGGUGGAGUCGGACUCUGAAUAAAACGAGCUUUAGUAAAAAAAGAGCUUCUAGCCAUCUACUAAUGUAGAGUUAUAGGGUUUGUGUUAGUUUUUUUUUUUCUUUCUUUUCUUCUUUUUUUGCCUUCCUUUUGAAGGUAUGAGAAAAUGUUAGAAAUUUGUAAAUCUUCCACCUUUCAACCAUCGGAAAUAAUGAACGGAUUUUAUUUCCGUUUGUGUA
Pyrus x bretschneideri (Chinese white pear) is the source of this 1558-nucleotide messenger RNA. RefSeq lists its product as uncharacterized. Bases 518 to 1363 code for a protein of 281 amino acids. The transcript is spliced from 7 exons. Lineage: Eukaryota; Viridiplantae; Streptophyta; Magnoliopsida; Rosales; Rosaceae. The record is from RefSeq and is a predicted model, not a curated record.